Molecule: messenger RNA, 514 nt
Organism: Rhincodon typus (whale shark)
Lineage: Eukaryota; Metazoa; Chordata; Chondrichthyes; Orectolobiformes; Rhincodontidae
Product: semaphorin-5A-like
Exons: 3
Coding region: 82-360 (92 amino acids)
Source: RefSeq, a predicted model, not a curated record
UCAGCCUGUUCUGCCUCCUGUUUUGGGAUCAAGACAAGAGUUCGUAUCUGUGACAAGCCUGCUCCAGCUUACGGUGGGUUCAUGUGCAGUGGACCUACGGAGCAAAGCACAAACUGUGGGAAUGGUGACUGUGCAGUCAUUGGGAUUUGGUCUUCGUGGACAUCAUGGAUGCCCUGCCCUGUCACAUGUGGUAUGAGCCUAGUGAAACGCUCCCGAGUUUGCAAAGAGCUUUUUCCUGGGAAUGGUGUGGCUGAUUGUGUUGGUAGUAAUCAAGAGGAAAGAUCCUGUGGCUUUCCGGUUGAUUACUGCAAAUAUCUGCCUCAACCUCCAGAUUCUAUCAUGACAGGAAGGUGGAUCUAACAGUGUGAGCCAUGUUGAGGUGUUCUUCCCCCUGUAUUUCACAUACCUCAAGUAUGCAGCACUGUGCUGGCACCAGCACUCCUCCACUUUUUGUACAUGUUUGUAUUCUUGUUUAUAUGUUAAAUGCUCUCAGUCUUAAACUGAUAUUGCACCU